Messenger RNA from Medicago truncatula (barrel medic), 1383 nucleotides. RefSeq names its product auxin response factor 17. The transcript is spliced from 2 exons. The coding region runs from base 1 to 1383 and encodes 460 amino acids. Lineage: Eukaryota; Viridiplantae; Streptophyta; Magnoliopsida; Fabales; Fabaceae. Gene Ontology annotation, cellular component: nucleus. The record is from RefSeq and is a predicted model, not a curated record. Gene Ontology annotation, molecular function: DNA binding. Gene Ontology annotation, biological process: regulation of DNA-templated transcription; response to hormone.
AUGGAUCCUCAGGAACCCAAACGCGUUGAUCGAGAAAUCUGGCAGUGCUUGGCCGGACCAUCGUUCAAAAUUCCGAAACUAAAUUCUCAAGUUUUUUACUUUCCACUAGGUCACUUGGAACAUGCCUGCCCUUCCCCUAACACUGAAGCACUCUCCCUUAUCAAUAGUUACCGUCCCAUCAUUCCGUGCGUCGUCUCCGACGUUGAUCUCUUAGCUGAUCUUCAAACUGAUGAAGUCUUUGCAAAACUGAUCCUAACUCCCAUCACCAAUGACAGUGUUCACGAACCUCAGGAGCCUGAGGUUCGUGAAAAUGAACAUGGUGGUGAUAGGCUUGUUUUCUCUGGCAAGACUCUCACCCAGUCGGAUGCUAAUAAUGGCGGUGCAUUCUCCGUACCUUCUGAAUGCGCGAAAUUGAUAUUCCCGCCACUUGACCUAACAUCCCCAAUGCCGUCUCAGGUACUUCCGAUCAAGGACAUCCACAAUUUUGUUUGGAACUUUCGCCACACCUACCGUGGGUCUCCCAAGCGACACCUAAUCACCACUAAAUGGAGUAAGUUCGUUGACACAAAGAAAAUUAUUGGCGGCGAUUCCCUCGUUUUAAUGAAAAUUUCUAAAGAUAAAGAUAAGGAUAAGAUCUUCAUCGGAAUCCGCAGGCACAAGUUAAGUGCUGCUGCUAAGAUAACGGAAAAAUCCGUUAUGGAGGCAGCAGAAUUGGCGGAUAAGAAUAUGACUUUUGAAGUUAUUUAUUAUCCGACGGCUAGUCAUUGGUGUAAUUUUGUGGUGGAUGCUGAAGCCGUAAAGAAAGCAAUGCAGAUUAAUUGGCAAUCUGGAAUGAGAGUUAAACAUUGCUUGAAGACUGAUGAAUCUUCAAAGAGAAGCUCAAUUUUUCAAGGGACAGUAUCUGCUCUAUCUGAUCCUUCUCAUCAUCCAUGGCGUAUGCUUCAGGUUAACUGGGAUGAAUCUGAAGUCUCUCAGAAUCCAAGUCAAGUAAGUCCUUGGCAGAUUGAACUUAUUUCCCACACUCCAGCACUGCCUCUACAAUUCCCCCCACAAAAAAAGCUUAGAAUUGCUCAUGUCUCUGCCUUAUCAACUAACAUAGAGAGACCCUCCAUUCCAGAGAUAGAGUUCAAUUUCUUCAACCCAGCGUCAAUGAAUUGUGAUGCUUUUCUUAAUAGCAUGCAGGGAACCAGACCUAAUCUUUUUUCUGCCUCAACUUCUUCAACCUCUUUGAAUGAUAAUGACAAUGGUUUUGUUGAAGGUACCCACAACCUCAACACCAAAAAAGUUAAUCCUCGUUCUAUUAAGCUAUUUGGUAAGACCAUAGAGGUUGUUGAAAAGGAUUUGCAUGAGUCUCGUAUCAAUGGAGAGGAUGGUUCCGAUUAA